GAAGAAAAGAAGUAAUAUUUGCAGUAGAAAUGUAAAAAAUAGUUUCACAUUUAUAACAAAUAAUAAAAACUAGAAAGAAAUCUAUUGUGUUAUAAGAAACUUAAGUUGUGGUUUGUAUACGUUCCUUUAAAUUAUUUGGUUUAAACCGUCACGGAAAAACAAAAACGAAUAAAAACGAAAGUAAUAAAAAUCGAAACCAAAACAAAAAUUGUAAUACUUUUACAAAUUCUCGCAACAUUUUUUUAUAAUACAUUAUAAAUAAGCGUUUAUGCAUUAUCCCACUGAAAGAGCGAGAAAAAAAUGAACGCCAAAGAAAUUCUGAUGAAAGCGGUUGUUUGUGAUCGAAGUGGUAGAAUUAUCCAAGCAUUAACGCACUACCAGGACGGUAUCAAAAUUCUAAUGGACUUAGUCAAUGAAGAAACUGAUGCGGGAAGAAAGAAAGUUUACCAUUCACGCAUCAAAGAGUACCUUGACCGAGCCGAGCAAAUAAAGGAACGUAUAUCACGUUUUGGUCAUAGUGGUUCCUUGCUGCACAAUAUAUCUAUAGAGGAUGGUGCCACCGGGUACAGCUAUUAUACGUUAUUUGGCAAAUAUCUUAGUAACGAAGUCCAAGAAGUUCUUAUCGAAGAGCCCUACCUUAUAGAAAGAUAUCAAUUUCAGAAUUUAAUAAAUUUUCUUGAGGUGAUCAUUAAAAAUUGCGCAGAUUUGAAGUUUGUACGCCUAGUUACUAAAACAGAUAACAAAAAUCCUGAAAAUCAAAUGAUCACAUUAGAUAAUAUUAAGGCUGAUCUUUCAUUACGCGAAAUAACAUUACAUUUUACAUUCGAGGAUACUUUACAUGAUCGUAAAAUUCUUUUAAGUAGUGGAUAUGUGAUUAAAAUCGGACGUGGUCUGCAUAUCUAUAAGCCUAACAAUCCUAGAUACACUUUGGGCAUGUGUGAUUACGACUUUCGUAAAUGCUUGCAAACGGAUGUCGAUAUCUUGCGUAUAAAAAAAGUUAGUUAAGUUUACUGUUUAGUCGUUAAAAUGUGUACUGAUUUCUGUGACAAAAACAAAAGAAAAAAUUCAACUUAAUAAAAUCUUUCAUUUUUUCUUUAUUUUUAAACGUAUAUUAUAAACUAAAAUGAAAACGAGUUUCAAUUCGAGAGGGGGUUAAAGCAUUGCGUGUCGCGUACAUAAGCUUGGAAUCAACUUAUGUGGAUUAUAUUUGACAUAAUUCGGAAAAAUAUUUUUUGAGGAUUCCCGGCAAAUAUUUGUGCAUUUUAAUCAAUAUCGUCAUCAAGCAAUUAUUGGUUAUUUACUGAUGAGUAACCACAUAGCCAUAACCGAAAUAAUUUAAAAAUACAAUAAAAGUACACAUUUUUUUUAUUAUUUAUUUAUUAAAAAUAUCCUUCAAAUGCAAAAACCAUUAACUAUGAACAUAAAUUAUGAGCACAGCCAUGAAUAACAACAAUGGUAACAACAGCAACAACAUGACAAAGUGACUGCUGUUAAAGUAUUUGACUGGAAAUGUCAAUGAAAUUAAAUUUUAUACAAUCGUUCAGAGGGCCAUAAAAACAACGCACAAACGCAAAAGGAUGAAAACUAAAAUUGACUAUAACUCAAAGCCAAAUAACAACGCAUACAUAUAAACAUACAAUACAUGAAUUUAGUAGAAAUUUAUCAAGGAUUUAUACAUAGGGGGUGAAUGGUUGGGUGUUGACGACGACUGUGACACACCAAGAGCUAUUUAUAAAUAUUGUCAUGCUACCAAAAAGAUAAAUGGAAUGGUAAUAUAUAUAUAUGUAUAUAUAUAUUACCACGUAUAUAUAUAU
This is a messenger RNA of Glossina fuscipes, 1814 nucleotides long. RefSeq names its product MIT domain-containing protein 1. NCBI's taxonomy places the organism in Eukaryota, Metazoa, Arthropoda, Insecta, Diptera, Glossinidae. The record is from RefSeq and is a predicted model, not a curated record. The transcript is spliced from 4 exons. The coding region runs from base 301 to 1005 and encodes 234 amino acids.